AUGAUGGAGUUUAACUUAAGAGAAGUAUUUUCAAUUUUGGAUGAAAACCAUGAGGGACAAAUACAAUUGCGUCGUUUUGUUGAUGUUGCUAAUAACUAUUAUUCAGAUGCUGAACAACUUGCUGGAAUAACAAAAGCGCUAGAUCCCAAGAAUACCGGUUUCAUUAAUUUUGAUCAAUUUUGUCAAGGCAUCGCUCAAAUAAGUUCAUUGCAAGGUGUAUCUCUAAAAGAUGUUGCAUCCGAUUUAACACGUCUCAGCCGAGAAAAUUCAUUGGUGGAAGACUCUGAUCAACGUAGUCUGAAAACAAAUAAUGGUUUCGAUUUUUCUUUAUCAAAUUUUAUAAUCGACGAGAAUCAAGACGGUAGCACGACAACAUUUAACGAAUACGACGUUGACAGCGAGGACACAUCUCAUCUUCACAAUAGUAGCAAACCACACUCAAAAACCAAUAUUAAAAAUAAAACAUCGAUUCAUAUUCAAAGCAGCAGUCCAAAUAGUCAAUCGAUCUCACCAAGAUUGGAUUCGGCUAUUUUCGGCGACGAAGAAGAGUUCAGCGGUGUAGCUGAACCUGAUUCGAGUAAUUAUCUAUCGGAUUCAAUUACCCGUCCACGUCCUACCACGCCUCAGCGUGUCUCUGAAAUAUUGAAAAGAAAUAAUUAUCUAAAACCCGUAACUCCGGCUGAAGAACUCGAACAACAUCUACAAGAAAGUGUUGAGGAAUUACAGAAAACUGUUGAAAAUUUAACUGUACAAAAGCAAACAACAACUGAUCGUUUAUCUAGAAUUCAAAGUGAAAAUACAGAUUUAAAAAAACGACUUUUAGCGCUCGAAGACCGUUUUCAAGAUAUCGAAGGACAUCAAUCCCGAACAACACACAGUGACCAACAAAAAUUCGUCGAAUCUAUUAAUCAAAUAGAUCGAACUUUUCUACAAGAGAAGGAAAUCCUACAAUCAAGAAUUAGUGCAAUUGAAGCUGAACUUAAAAAUACACAAACAACAAACGGGCAAAUGAAGAAAGAUGUCACACAAUUAAAACAGAAACUCGAUGAUGUCGAUGUUCAGCUGCGUGACAGUCAAGUUCGAUGCGAUGAUUUAUCUGAAGACAAUGAAAAACUAUUACAACAAUUACGUCUUCAACGUAAACAACUCGAAGAAGAAAAAUUGCGAAAUGCACAUCUUGCCGAACAACUCACAUCUGAAUCAUCGAGAAAAAUUUUCGCUCAUACAUUGAGUCGAACGGAGGAUAUUAUUAAAACCUCUGAAAUACGUAUUCAAGAGCUCGAUGCUCAAGUUCAAGCACUAAAAUUAGAAAAUGAAAAACUUCUAAGUGAAAACGAAGAAUUACGAGAACGUGCUGUUAUAGACGGUAUUGAUGAAGGUCGCCGAUUGAUGAACAGUCAUAGUUCGUUAUCCUAUGCUGCUGAACUCGAAGUUCUAUCGAAAGACGAGUUGAUGAGCAAAUUGAGAGAUCAACUGAUGGUGAAUGAUCGUCUACGUCAAUAUAUCGAACGAAUGCUAAGUGUAAUCAUCGAAAAUAGUCCUCAAUUACUUGAAGUGACGAUGAAUGCUGGUGCAAAUAUCGUUCCCAUGAAACCACCAAUCAAUCAUCGAAUAGAACCAUCGAAUGAAAUAAAAACUAGCUCUCUUACUCCCGAACCAGUAAUCGAGGAACCGUUACCUGCACCGACUCCGAAGAAACAAACAAAUGACAAUCACGAAAAUUCUAAGAUUUCAAAUUUUCGUCACGAUACAAUGAGUUUUUUGGGAAAUAUUAGUAAAAAAGCUGUCGAAAAAGCCUAUAGUCUUGCGUCGAAAGUUGAAGGUGGUCGUGACUAUUUUACUUCAGCUACUCAUACAGUUAGUUCAUUAGUUGCAGGCAAAAAUCCACGUGUUUAUCUAAAGCCUGACAAUGUAAUUCAAAUUAUCUCUCGAUCAUCAGGUCGCACAAUACAAAUUGUAGUGUCACAAACAACUAAUCAAUUGAUAUGUGAUGCUAUUGGCGGUACCGGAUCAGAUUAUCCAAAUGCUCAUUGGCUUGUUGUAUGUACUAAAAAUGGUCAUUAUUAUUUUCAUAAUAAUUAUAAUUAUCUUGCUAUACAAAACGGCAAAAUCGUCAUCAUUCCUUCAUCAAUCAACGACAAAUCUCCAGUCGAAGCUGAAUUCCUAGUACAAGAUGUUUUAGGUUCAGCUCAAGCUAUUUAUUUCGAAUCGGUACACAUGCCCGGAUAUUUUCUUGGUUUCAACGAGGAUGGCGAUCCAUCGAAUGCGCCGAAAAUACAAAGAAAAGAUCGCUCUUCGCAAUUCGAGACUCAUAUCAUUGCCUAUGGACCCGGUGUUCAACCCGAAACAGAUGAUACUAGAGUCGAAACACCUGCCGAACCAGCACCUCCAUCAUAUUGUGCAGCAGCUAGUGCAUCAAGCAAUCAAUCUGACACUCAAACAAAAUAA
Messenger RNA from Rotaria socialis, 2448 nucleotides. Lineage: Eukaryota; Metazoa; Rotifera; Eurotatoria; Philodinida; Philodinidae. The record is from the annotation of a GenBank genome assembly.